AUGUCGGCGACAAACAAGCAGGGCAAGAUGAUCAACUACCGGAUGCGCGUCACCUUGAACGAUGGGCGCCAGAUGACCGGCCAGAUGCUGGCUUUCGACAAGCACAUGAAUCUGGUCCUCGCCGAUACCGAAGAAUUUCGCCGAAGCAAGCGCAAGCAGAACAAGCCAGCGGCCCCUGGCGCCUCGUCAUCCGCCACGGUCGUUGAGCAGGAGGAAAAGCGAACUCUGGGCUUGACGAUUGUCCGGGGCGCCCACAUCGUCUCCCUUUCCGUCGAGUCGCCGCCCCCCGCAGAUCCCAGUGCUCGUUUGGGCAAGUCGACAGGCGCCGGUAUCACAACGGCACUUACUGCUGGCCCGGGUGUCGCACGGCCAGCGGGACGGGGUGCGGCUGCCCCGAUCUCUCUGGCCGGUCCCGCGGCCGGUGUUGGAGGCACUGCCCCUCCCCCUUUCCCUGGUUUCCCUGGUGCCCCUGGCUUCCCUGGGCGUGGUGGUCUGAGUGUCCGUGCGGGAAUCUGGACCCAAAUUAUUUUCCAAACCCCGGAGCGCAUGUCCGAUCUCGAAGAUAAACUCCCACCCUUGAAUCCACCGAACUGCGACGAGGGCAACGCCAGCACAGCAUUUACCGUCAAAAUGGCCGCCUUUGUCAAAGCCGUCAAUGCGAAGAUUCGGGCGCACCCCGUCCUGAACUAUGUCUGCUCGACACAUUUCUGGGGUCCCGUAUCCAACUUUGGUAUUCCCGUUGCUGCAGUCAUGGACACCCGGAAGAGCCCCGAUCUAAUUUCCGCCCCCAUGACCUUCGCCCUCUGCGUCUACUCGGCGACCUUCAUGCGCUACGCGCUCGCCGUCACGCCCGCGAACUACCUGCUUUUCGCCUGCCACUUCGUCAACGAGGGCGCCCAGCUCACCCAGGGGUACCGUUACCUGCAAUGGACGCAGUGGGGUGGCCGAGAGAAGGCGGCGCUUACCGGCGCCGUCGACGCGGGGAAGGAGAAGGUGGCUGCUGUCGAGGGGAAGGUGCAGGAGUUGGUUGCGAAGAAAUAAAUGCGGACGGAUCUCAAAAGUAAAGGGGGGCUGGUCUGGUUUCUACGGGAUGGGACACAGGCGGCGGGCUGGCCUGGAAAACGGUCUUAUCUCUCCCUUCCCCCCGCUGUUUUCAAGCGUGGGAUGAAAGAGUUCGACGUCGGUUGGGGGUCUAGAACGGCAAGUUCGAGUUGUCUCGUGUGUUACAGACGGCUGUACGAUCUAAGCGCGGCGCGGGGGUUGGGAAUGCUUGCCCCGAGCGGCGAGGGUGACCUUUUCGCUCCUCGGGUCUGGUCUGUUUACCUUUGCUGUCGGGCGACGCGGUUGGCCGGGACAUAGAGGUAUGGUCUCACAGGGGUUCUCCCAGCAUUGACUUUUUCCAUUCUCGGGUUAAUAAAAGAAGAGAUGGUUUUUGAAAGCGAAGGUGUAACGAUGG
Messenger RNA from Chaetomium fimeti, 1456 nucleotides. RefSeq lists its product as uncharacterized. NCBI's taxonomy places the organism in Eukaryota, Fungi, Ascomycota, Sordariomycetes, Sordariales, Chaetomiaceae. Gene Ontology annotation, biological process: mRNA splicing, via spliceosome; pyruvate import into mitochondria. The record is from RefSeq and is a predicted model, not a curated record. The transcript is spliced from 7 exons. The coding region runs from base 1 to 1041 and encodes 346 amino acids. Gene Ontology annotation, cellular component: cytoplasm; U2 snRNP; U5 snRNP. Gene Ontology annotation, molecular function: RNA binding.